CCUACCAACAAAAUGCCCACUAACCUUUCUCAUGCUUUUAGACCGAUUACAAGAUAUAAAUAGAAAAGUCAAUUGGAAUGUAGUUAGAUCUUCGACUUCACUUCGGGUUAAGGAGGCUCUUUUUCUGCUAUUUGAUGAACCCUAGAAGAAGGGAGCGAGGUCGGCGGGAGGCCUGGCCAAGGGCGGGGUGAGGACUGCGCAGACUCAGCUUUUCCACUCCCAGAGGAAGUCGCGAGUGCCGGCGUCUAUGGUCACCAUGGUGACGGGACCAACUUCCGCCCCACUCACCUGCCCAGAGCCCCGCGAGGCGCACCAUGGCAACCGGACCUCUGCGUCGCGGAAUCUGGUCCCUCAGGUCGCUGUGGCUGGGGAAUCGCGGCGGGCGCCGCCCCCAACCCGAGGGGACUCGAAAAUGUACAGCCAGCGAUUUGGCAUCGUACAGCGGGAGGUUAAGGGCCCCACUCCCAAAGUGGUGAUCGUGAGAGCCAAGCCUCCCAAAGGCCAAGGGGCUGAGCAUCAUCUGGAAAGAAUCCGACGCAGCCAUCAGAAGCAUCAUGCUAUUUUGGCUUCCAUUAAGUCAAACGAGCGGGAUCGCUUGAAAGCUGAGUGGGACCAGCACAAUGACCGCAAGUUUGUGGACAGUCUUGUGAAAGCAAGAGUCCAGGAUGCCAUGCAAGGGUUUAUCAUCAAUACUGAACAAAGACGAAAUAAGUUACGUGAACUUUUAGCAUCAGAAGAAAAUGAAUAUUUCAUUGAAAUGCAAUUGAAAGAAGAAACAAUUGAGGAGAAAAAAGAUAGAAUGAGAGAUAAAGUCAGAUUAUUAAGAGAGAAGAAAGAAAAAGAGAGACAGGAUUUUGUGGCUGAAAAGCUAGACCAGCAAUUCAGGGAACGCUGUGAGGAGCUCCGUGUUGAGUUGUGCUGUAUCCAUCAGAAGGCAGUGAGCAAGGAGCGGAAAGCACAGAUAGCAUUUAAUGAGGAGCUGAAAAGGCAGAAGCUGGUGGAAGAGCAGAUGUUCUCAAAGCUGUGGGAGGAAGACCGACUGGCCAAAGAGAAGCGAGAAGCCGAAGAGGCGAGGAGACAGAGAGAGCUGAUGGAGAACACACGGCUGGGGCUGAAUGCCCAGAUCACCAGCAUCCAGGCGCAAAGGCAGGCAGCGCGGUGGCUGAAGGAGGAGGAGGCGCGCCUUGUGGAAAGUGACAAAGCACAGGUGAAACUUGAGAAUGAACAGGAUAAGCUAAAGAAACAGAAGACAAAACAGGAAAUGAGGGCUGCUUUGCAAAAAGCCCUCCAAGAGAAGAUGGAGCAUAUUCAGCAGGAAUACAGAGAAGAUCAGGACUUGAACAUGAAGCUCAUGCAAAGCGCCCUUCAAAACUUACAGGAAGAGGCUGAUAAAAGGAAGCAAGAGAGAGAAGAUAUGAUAAGAGAACAGAAGAUAUAUCAUCAGUACUUGGCACAGUGGCAUAAGGAAGAAAAAGCUCAGGAGAAAGAACUGGACAGAAUGUUAGAGAAAGAGAUGGAAAAGAAGUUUGCUGAGAAGGGCAAGGAGCUGAGACUUGAAAAGGAGGCAAGAAAACAACUUUUGAAUGAGGUCAUGUGUACAAGAAAACUGCAAGUUCAAGAAAAGUUGCAACGAAAAGCAAAAGAACAGGAAGAACGUGCUAUGGAACAGGAACGCAUAAAUGAAGGUCUUAAAGAGCUUAACCGUGAAGAGAGGGAGGAUUUUACAAGACGCUCCAGUUUAGCCCAGGAGUACAGGAAGCAACUUCAGAUGCAAAUAUGCUCCCAACAGCAAGCCCGUGAAGCAGAGAAGGAGGAGGAACGCCGAGAGUUUGAAGCAGGGAUGACAGCAGAGAAGAAUUUCCAGGACAAGAUCCAGGAGAUCCUGUCCACCCAUCAAGUGCUGCCCCAAAAUAUUCAUCCCAUGCGGAGAGCAUGCCCUAAUAAGCUUCCACCAUAGUUUUGUAAACAUCAACCUAGUUUUUCCCAGUCUUUUACUAUUUUAAACUAUAGCAUGCUUGUAUAUCCCUUUUAACUCAUGGAUAAACUGUUCUUUUAUACUCUGAGUUUGCAUAAUUAUAUGCCACGAAAUUUUCUGCUUACAAAUUAAACUGUUCCUUUCUGAGA
This is a messenger RNA of Balaenoptera ricei (Rice's whale), 2124 nucleotides long. It is a transcript of the gene CFAP53, whose product is annotated as cilia and flagella associated protein 53. NCBI's taxonomy places the organism in Eukaryota, Metazoa, Chordata, Mammalia, Artiodactyla, Balaenopteridae. The transcript is spliced from 8 exons. The coding region runs from base 248 to 1957 and encodes 569 amino acids. The record is from RefSeq and is a predicted model, not a curated record.